Molecule: messenger RNA, 2549 nt
Organism: Phycodurus eques (leafy seadragon)
Lineage: Eukaryota; Metazoa; Chordata; Actinopteri; Syngnathiformes; Syngnathidae
Product: vacuolar protein sorting-associated protein 4B-like
Exons: 11
Coding region: 773-2083 (436 amino acids)
Biological process (GO): vacuole organization; endosomal transport
Molecular function (GO): ATP hydrolysis activity; ATP binding
Source: RefSeq, a predicted model, not a curated record
UGAUAAGAUUCCGUUUUCGGCCCCAAGGUUAAGAGACGAACGAGUGUGCGGUCAAUGAAGCUGCAGAAUAAAGUGAAGAAACUGUGUUGGUAAUCACUGACUCAUUCCCAACUAAAAAAAAAAUAAAAACUCAUAAGGCUCGACAGUAUAUCACUUUUUUCAUAUAUAUAUAUAUAUAUAUAUAUAUAUAUUUACAGUGUGGGUCUGUUAGUGGUUCAUGUGAUUAUUAAAACUUGUGGAACUUUGUACAUACUUUUAUAAGCUCGUUCACUUUUCUCCCCGGAUAAGCUCCAAAUUCCGAAGAAAACUUUGGAUUUAUACAUUCCAAGAAAAACAAAGAAUAAAUAAUCGUUUUGAAAUAAAAGGCUAGAAACUGUUACAUUUAUGAAGGAUUUGAAUAGUUUAAAAAGUAUCAGCUACCUCUGAAAUAUGUUUUGUCGGCAUAAUAAUAAUUAUUAUUUUUAAAAUUAUUUUAUCUGGCUUGUGGUACUCAUGUAUUUUCUGGUUUCCUUCUCAAUCUUCAUAUCUGUUUUUGUUUUCAUGUUCAUUAUGUAAUUUGUACCCGAAUGCCAUUCUCUAUUACGUCAUGAGGAGAGACUGUCACGUGACCAAUGCGGAAGUGUCAGGUACGUUUUUUCGACGCGGAAGCGAAAGACGUUUACCGAUUGUAAAAGUGUCUUAAAUUGAGGGGGGGGGGGGAAUAAAAAAUAGCAAGAAUAUCGGGACAAAGGACACACUGGGUGAUUAAGUUUCUUCGAAAGACACAACCAUAAUGGCCGGUGGUAAUUUGAAUAAAGCCAUCGAUCUCGCCAAAAGAGCAGCCGACGAGGACUCAGCCAAAAACUAUGAAGAGGCACUCCGGCUAUAUCAGAGUGCCGUGGAGUACUUUCUUCACGUCAUCAAGUAUGAGACCAAAGGCGAGCGCUCCAACGGGAUGAUCCGAGGCAAGUGCGCCGACUACCUGGACCGAGCCGAGCAGCUGAAGGAGUACCUGAAGAAGAAGGAGGAGCACGAGCCACCCGCCAAACCUGUCAAGGAGUCGAAUGGCAAAGGCAGUGAAAGUGACGAAGGGGAAGAGUCAGAGAAGAAGAAGUUCCAAAAUCAGUUGUCAGGCGCCAUCGUGAUGGAGAAGCCAAACAUUAAGUGGAGCGACGUCGCCGGCUUGGAAGGAGCCAAAGAAGCCCUAAAGGAGGCUGUCAUCUUGCCUAUCAAGUUCCCUCAUCUCUUCACUGGAAAGAGAACGCCAUGGCGUGGGAUUCUCCUGUUUGGCCCGCCGGGAACCGGAAAGUCCUACCUGGCCAAGGCGGUCGCCACGGAGGCCGGCAACUCCACCUUCUUCUCAAUCUCCUCCUCGGACCUGGUAUCCAAGUGGCUGGGCGAGAGUGAAAAGUUGGUGAAGAACCUAUUCUCGCUGGCCAGAGAACACAAACCCUCCAUCAUCUUCAUCGACGAGAUCGACUCGCUCUGUGGCUCCCGCAGCGAGAACGAGAGCGAAGCGGCGCGCAGGAUCAAGACCGAGUUCCUGGUCCAGAUGCAGGGUGUCGGGAAUGAUAAUGAGGGAAUCCUUGUCCUGGGAGCAACAAAUAUACCGUGGACUUUGGACUCAGCCAUCAGGAGAAGGUUUGAAAAGCGCAUCUACAUCCCCCUGCCGGAACAGCCGGCCCGCUCCUUCAUGUUCAAGCUGCACUUGGGCUCCACGGCCAACGAGCUGACGGAGGCCGACUUCGUCACGCUGGGGAAAAAGACGGAGGGCUACUCGGGGGCCGACAUCAGCAUCAUCGUCAGGGACGCCCUCAUGCAGCCCGUCAGGAAGGUGCAGUCGGCCACCCACUUCAAAAAGGUUCGCGGCUCGUCAUGGAACAAGCCAGACGUCAUCUUGGACGACCUGCUCACGCCGUGCUCUCCGGGCGACCCCGGCGCUGUGGCCAUAACGUGGAUGGACGUCCCCGGGGAAAAGCUUCUCGAGCCCGUUGUCUCCAUGGGCGACAUGCUGCGGUCGCUGUCCAACACCAAGCCCACCGUCAACGAGGACGACCUGCACAAGCUGACCAAGUUUACAGAGGAUUUUGGUCAAGAGGGGUGAAAACUCAUCAAUGUCAACCAAUCGACAGGUCAAACACACGUUAUAUGAAGAUCUUAUUAUACUGCAAUCACUGAUCAUGUUUACAUUGAUGCGCUUUAUCGUUCAUAUUUAUUUCCCAUCUUGUUUUUAUUGUGGCGUUCAGUUUUCCAGUUUUCCAAGAACCCAGAAUAUGAUACCUUGAUUAUUACAAAUUUUUAAUUGCUUCUGUAACAAUUAUUUAAUGAAAAUGUGCCUUGACUGCGGGAACAUAGGGAGUUCAUGUUUUGAUGACAGAUUUUUUUCUUUUUUGUGUGUGUGUUUGCAAUGACUUAUGAUGCAAACAAUUGGGGGUACUGUGCCAAAAUGAUUUUCCAAUAUUUAAAAACGUACCCAAAUAUUCUCUAGUUUUGCACUUUUGUUAUAUCCUAGAAAUGUGUUCUGAGAACAAAAGUCUGAAAUAAAUAUAGUCAAUUCAUUAUACUGUGAA